GUCAACGCCAGCUGCAGGGACAAGGACCUCGCCCACUUCGAGGCACACAUGGAGGUCUUCAACAAGAAGGGCGGAUAUGUCAAGUGGCACAUCCACGAUGAGCGCACGCUGCUCGCAUUGCAGGAGCAGGACCUCGAUGGAAAUAAGGUUGUCAAAGAAGUGAUUUUUGGCCCAGGGGAGAAAACGUAUCGUUACUGCAAGCACAUCUCAAAGCAACGCCUCCCAAACCUGUCUAGCGACCUAAUGAAGAAGGGAAAACAUUUCAUAUCGAUACGCAGCCCUCUAAAUGUACUGGUAUCUGUCACUUUUUUUGUCUAGCAUCACAUGCAGCUUGUCGUAUUCUUCGGUUGCACAAUUUCUAUUUUUUGUAGCACAUCCGCAGAAAGGAAACCCAUUAUGCUUUCCAAAUUAUUUUGCUUUAGCAGAGUUUGCAUAUUUUAUAGUGUACCUAAUACCUCCUGGCUACCACUAAUAGCACUUGAUUCCAUAAACCCAGCCAUCUUUAGAUAAAGUCAUUUCACCAUCCUUCUUGGAGCUUGGUAUAGGCGAACUUGUCUCAAUAUACAGUGAAUUAUGUGAAAUUGGGAAGGCACCUCCUGUGAUAGAUGCAGAUGACCUGCAACAAGAACCUGAGGUAAAUCUAUAAUUAGUUAAUGCAUUCAGUUUAUCAUAGUGACAAUUAUCCAUCUUAUGAAUGUAGUCUAAGAAUAAUAGAUACCAUCUUCCAUGAUGUGGUGUAGCAAGCUUCUUUGAAGGGCAUGACAUUUUAGUUGCUCCAUUAAAUCCUCAGCUUUUAUGCUUUACUAAAGAUUAUGUAUUUAGAUCCACUGACAAUUGGAUUGUGAAGUAAGCAGUGAGGUGUAGUAGAUUGCAUGCUGAUAGGAGCCCCUUUAACCAUGGUGACCAAUAAUUUAAUGUUCCUUUAGGGUGCUUGCAUUCUUCUGAAACAGAUUUAAUGUUUCAGUUAUC
Panicum virgatum (switchgrass) is the source of this 969-nucleotide messenger RNA. RefSeq names its product branched-chain-amino-acid aminotransferase-like protein 2. Lineage: Eukaryota; Viridiplantae; Streptophyta; Magnoliopsida; Poales; Poaceae. Bases 49 to 318 code for a protein of 89 amino acids. The record is from RefSeq and is a predicted model, not a curated record. Gene Ontology annotation, biological process: carboxylic acid metabolic process. The transcript has 3 exons.